AUGCAUUAGCUUAGAAACAAUUUGGAUUAAAUUUGUUAGUUUGCUAAAUUACACUAGAGUGAAGGAACUGAUCAAAUACACACGAACAACAAAGAUCUCUGACCAGAAAAGAUGGUUAAACCAAAGCACACACGCCUGCUUUAGGUGUGGGGUGUAUAGAUAGGUGAUGCUGCUAUAUCGCGCUGGUUAGUUGCACUAUUGGCCUUGUGCAAAAGAAAAAGGUAAUGUUGUGAUUCUUUCUAACCAAACGACGUAUUGCGGCAAAAAAAAAAGGUAAUGAGAUUGUAGAAAUCCUUGCCUUGGCAUGCGAGGAUUCUUUCUACACAUUUCAAAAAACGGGUUUAGUCAUACCUUAUUUUGAUUAUUGGCAUAUCGUGAGGCUCCAAGUUACCUAAGAGCACUCUAUGCAACUAUUCAUUUCCAUAAAAAAAUGAAAUUCAAAACUUCUUCGCGAGCCUUCCCGUCAUCCUCGGGAUCAGGAUAUUUUUUUGAGAAUUUCCGACAAGGCUACGCUUUUGACCGUUAGUUCUUUUUGCUCAAAGCGGCGGGUUUGAGCGGCCUCCAAUCGUUGUACAUGGCUGACGCUCGCUGAAAGAGGGUGGCAUUUCGAACGUUUUUGCUGGCAAAUUUUUUUUAGGGGAGCUGGCAAUUUUAGUUGUGAUGGAUGUGGUAAUUUUUUCAAAAACAGCAUGCCAUUUUGUAGGAGGAUGGCAAUUUUCAGCAUUCAUCCUAGAAAAUGUCACGAUGUUCUGAAGAAACUGCCUAAAAUUGCCAUCAAAACGUUCGCAAAUACCACCCCUUCCAACGAACGUUCGCGAGAUAAGAGGGUUUAUAAAAAAACUAAACAACAUUACGUGCUUAAGCAAACUGCUGAUUCGGUCCAUAGCCAAGAAAGUCAGAGAGGGACAGACAGGGUGAGAGAUUUUGAGAGAGAAACGGAGAGGUCGCUAGAGAGAGAAACAGAGAGGUCGCUAGAGAGAGAAACAGAGAGGCUGCGUCUCCCGCACACAAAGACUACCUUAGCAUUCAUGCCGCCAUGCACGCAUCAUCGUCCACCUCCCUCUAAACUCUAUAAAAACCCCUCCUAUCCACCCGAACGAAACCUGAAAAACCUGACUCAUACCUUCCGGCAGUGCUAGCCACACCUCUCUCCAGCAAGCUAAGCUCCGUAGAGCGAUGGGGCGGUCGCCGUGCUGCGACGGGGAGGCCGGCGUGAAGAAGGGGCCGUGGACAACCGAGGAAGACAAGCUGCUGGUCAACUACAUCCAGGAGAAAGGCCACGGCAGCUGGCGCCGCCUGCCCAAGCUCGCCGGCCUCAACCGCUGCGGCAAGAGCUGCCGCCUCCGCUGGACCAACUACCUCCGCCCGGACAUCAAGCGGGGACGCUUCACCGAUGACGAGGAGAAGCUCAUCAUCCACCUCCACUCCCUCCUCGGCAACAAGUGGUCGUCGAUCGCCACGGAGUUGCCGGGGAGGACGGACAACGAGAUCAAGAACUACUGGAACACGCACCUGCGCAAGAAGCUGCUCUGCAUGGGCAUCGACCCCGUCACGCACCGCCCGCGCACCGACCUCAGCCUGCUCGCCGGGCUCCCGGGUCUCCUCGCGGCAGCCGGUAACUUCGGCGACUCCGGCACGGCCACAACCGCCUGGAACAUGAACGCGCUCAAGCUCCAGGUCGACGCCGCCAAGUUCCAGCUGCUGCAGGGCCUGGUGCGCGCACUCACCACCGCGGCGGCUCCCGCGCCCGCGCCCGGCAUGGACAACCUCAUGGCGCUCCUCGCCCUCAGCAACGGCGGGCAGCACGGCGGAGUCGACCAGAACAUGCUGCUCCAGCAGUGCCAGUGGAACGACAUGAACAACCUGCCGGCGCUGACCAGCUCAGCGCCGACGAGCGACAUGUUCGACGGCUUCAGCGCCGGCGACGGGCUGAGCUCAACGGAGCAUGGGGGCCACGGCGGGGCGACCGGGAGCAACGUGACCGUUGAUCCAAUGGAGGCCGAUGACCAGGAGAGCAAGAAAAAUGGCGGCGGCGGCAUGUCGUGCGAGCAGACGCCGGCGUCGAGCCCUUUCAACGGGCUAGAGAGCCUGAACCUGAUGGACAACCUCAACACGGACGGUGGUUGGAAGGAUUUGCUAGAGCAAGUGUCAUGGCUGAACUCAAGUGAGCUGUGAUGGGUGGAUAGAACAUAUAUGAUCAAGAAUGCCAAACAUAACCAGUAAUGAGAUUGAGAAUACUAAUUGUUUGAUUGGAUGCACAUUUUAGCCAUGUACAAAAAAAGAACGGAAGAACAUAUACACAUGUACACACUCACUGCAAUUAAUGUUCUUUUAUGUUUAAUUAGUUAAUUGGUGUUUCUUUUUUAUGAGGGUAAUAUAUGUAAUAAGUAGCUUGUGACAUAAAAUCACUUCCUUUUUUUCCAGACAGCAAAUUAGGUGUGUGACAGUGUGAGUGUGACUAUAUCUCAUUUUUCUUGACUCUUGCGUUAUGACACAUGAUUUAAUUAGUUAGUUUGAACUUUC
Molecule: messenger RNA, 2523 nt
Organism: Triticum aestivum (bread wheat)
Lineage: Eukaryota; Viridiplantae; Streptophyta; Magnoliopsida; Poales; Poaceae
Product: transcription factor MYB53
Exons: 3
Coding region: 1177-2175 (332 amino acids)
Source: RefSeq, a predicted model, not a curated record